Nilaparvata lugens (brown planthopper) is the source of this 857-nucleotide messenger RNA. Its product is annotated as protein dj-1beta. The coding region runs from base 100 to 744 and encodes 214 amino acids. The transcript has 5 exons. The record is from RefSeq and is a predicted model, not a curated record. Gene Ontology annotation, cellular component: cytosol; nucleus. Gene Ontology annotation, molecular function: protein deglycase activity. Lineage: Eukaryota; Metazoa; Arthropoda; Insecta; Hemiptera; Delphacidae. Gene Ontology annotation, biological process: guanine deglycation, glyoxal removal; protein deglycation, glyoxal removal.
CUUUGAUCAAAUUUUGUUUCAUCCAGAUAUAGUACUCUAAAAACCCCCUUCUAGUAGGCUGUUAGUUGGCUAGCCUGUAUAUCGGCCAUUAUCAAGAUCAUGAUCAUGUUCAAAAUCCAAAGAUUGUCGACUUCUCUCUCUAGGUUAACCUCUGUAGAAUUUUCAACUUAUUUUAACAAUAUGGCAAAGAAAUCUGCUGCAGUUAUUAUUGCUGAAGGUACAGAAGAUAUGGAAUUUGCAGUCUCAGUUGAUGUUUUGAGGCGAGCAGAAAUUGAUGUAUCAAUUGUCAGCUUGGAAAAUGCAGACUCUGUAAAAUUGAAGACAGGCACAAAGGUUGUUCCAGACACAGUACUGAAAAGCAUUGCUGGUAAAUGUUUCGAUGCUGUGGUCCUGCCUGGAGGUCCUGCUUAUAAGGCAUUGAGCAAGGCCCCAGCUGUAGGAGAUAUUCUAAAGGAACAAGAGAAAUCUGGCCGUUUGAUUGCUGCCAUAUGUGCUGCUCCCAUAGUGCUUUCAACCUUUGAUGUUGGCUCAGGAAAGAAGAUCACGUGCUAUCCGACCUGUAAAGAUGAACUCAAUAAGGAUAAAUAUUCUUUUGUGAAUGAAAUAGUUGCUGAAGACGGAAAUAUCAUCACUAGUCAAGGACCUGGAACAGCUUAUGACUUUGCUCUGGCAGUUGUUGCCAAAUUGCUGGGAAAGCCUACUGCAAAGAAAGUUGCUGAAGAAAUGCUUUACAAAUAUGUCUGAUGAAAAAAUAAUAAAUGAACGUUCAUUUUAAGAUUUCUGGAAUAGAUGUACGUGAACUAAAUAUUUAAUUUUUGAAAGUAAUUUUAAUAAAACCAAUAUAUUCUAAUAUUUUA